Messenger RNA from Phasianus colchicus (ring-necked pheasant), 2726 nucleotides. RefSeq names its product LIM homeobox 1 (gene LHX1). Gene Ontology annotation, molecular function: DNA-binding transcription factor activity, RNA polymerase II-specific; zinc ion binding; RNA polymerase II transcription regulatory region sequence-specific DNA binding. Lineage: Eukaryota; Metazoa; Chordata; Aves; Galliformes; Phasianidae. The record is from RefSeq and is a predicted model, not a curated record. Gene Ontology annotation, biological process: neuron differentiation; regulation of transcription by RNA polymerase II. Gene Ontology annotation, cellular component: nucleus.
GAUACCCCACUCUCAGAAAUAACCAAAGACAAUGGUUCACUGUGCGGGCUGCAAAAGGCCAAUCUUGGACCGGUUCUUGUUGAAUGUACUGGACAGGGCUUGGCAUGUGAAGUGUGUUCAGUGCUGUGAAUGUAAAUGCAAUUUGACAGAGAAAUGCUUUUCGCGAGAAGGCAAGCUUUACUGCAAAAACGACUUCUUUCGGUGUUUCGGGACCAAGUGUGCGGGCUGUGCCCAGGGCAUCUCCCCCAGCGACCUGGUCCGCAGGGCGCGGAGCAAAGUGUUUCACUUGAACUGUUUUACGUGUAUGAUGUGCAACAAGCAGCUCUCCACCGGCGAGGAGCUCUAUAUCAUAGACGAAAACAAGUUCGUCUGCAAAGAAGAUUACCUAAAUAACAGCAAUACUGCCAAAGAAAACAGCCUGCAUUCAGCUACCACCGGCAGUGACCCCAGCCUGUCCCCCGACUCCCAAGACCCCUCCCAGGACGACGCCAAGGACUCGGAAAGCGCCAACGUGUCCGACAAGGAGACAGGCAGCAACGAGAACGACGACCAGAACCUGGGGGCCAAGCGGCGGGGGCCCCGCACCACCAUCAAAGCCAAACAGCUAGAGACUCUGAAGGCCGCCUUCGCGGCCACCCCCAAACCCACGCGGCACAUCAGGGAGCAGCUGGCGCAGGAGACCGGCCUCAACAUGCGCGUCAUCCAGGUGUGGUUCCAGAACCGCCGCUCCAAGGAGCGCCGCAUGAAGCAGCUGAGCGCGCUGGGCGCCCGCCGGCACGCCUUCUUCCGCAGCCCGCGCAGGAUGCGGCCGCUGGUGGACCGCCUAGAGCCCGGCGAGCUGCUUCCCAACGGGCCCUUCUCCUUCUACGGAGAUUACCAGAGCGAGUACUACGGCCCCGGGGGCAACUACGAGUUCUUCCCGCAAGGCCCGCCCUCCUCGCAGGCGCAGACGCCGGUGGAGCUGCCGUUCGGGGCGGCGGGCGGACCGCCGGGCACGCCGCUGGGCGCGUUGGAGCAUCCGCUGCCCGGGCACCACCCGCCCGGAGAGGCGCAGCGCUUCCCCGACAUGCUGGCGCACCCCGCCGGGGACUCGCCCAGCCCCGAGCCCACCCUGCCCGGCUCCCUGCACUCCAUGUCCGCGGAAGUGUUCGGCCCCAGUCCUCCGUUCUCCUCGAUAUCCGUCAACGGCGGUGCUAACUACGGCAAUCACUUGUCACACCCACCAGAAAUGAACGAAGCGGCCGUGUGGUAGCUUUAAGCGAACUGGGUCUAAGUAAGUGAUGAUCAUCUAGUCUGCUUGUUGUUACGGUGUACAGAAAUGAGUAAAUGUAACAUCUCUCCCGCCCUAAGACAAUGGCACCUUGGGAACGAACUGCGCCCGGCGGCUCCGCGCUGCUGCAGAGCGGGACGAUCCCGGUGUGCGUUUGUCACAGACACGGGGACCUGCGUGUGCCAUGACAAAGGAACUGGUGAAGCUGUACAGUAACGUGCCGCCGCGCCGUGGGAUGGAUGGAUGAGUGUGGUUACCCCGUCGGAUGUCACCCCGAGAGCCACAAUCCUUAGAAACUCCUCUUUUAAAAACAAACAAACAAACAAACAAUGAUUGAAUGGCGGAAAGGUGAAAGGAAAGGGGGAAAAGCUGCAAGAACUCUGAGCGCUCCCAAUAAGGAUGGUUCUGGCGUUCCGCAUUUCUUUGUUCAUUUUUCCCUCUCAAAGUUCAACCACGAGAAACUCUUUAGCUUCAGCCAUUGCAGCCUGCUGAAUACCAGGUGGGACAACUUUUCUUUCUCCUUUUUUUCCUUUAUUGUUGGUUUUGUUUUGGUUUUUUUUUUCCGGUUGUUGUUUUCUUCUUUUGUUUCCCUCCCCAAAUAACAAAUACUAAAUGUUGAGCCCUCGGCACCAACUCUUCUACCUUCACAAUGCUACACAUACAAAACCUCCUCAUCAUAGCAAAGGUCGCCAACGGACCUCUAAGGCGAAUGACUUGAAAAGAAAAAAAAUACAAAAAAAAAAAAAAAGACAAAAACAAAAAAAACAAACGAACAAAAAGCAUUCUACCUUCACAAAGAGAGCAAAGCGAAACGAAAAGACUCUAUUGAACUAAAACAGUCAACUGUUUACGUCUAACGUUAAAUUCAGGAGCUCGAUGUUUUACUAACAAAUCCUGUUUUAGAACCUCUUGUUCGAAAGCAAAAUAUUUUGAGCAGCCAACCAAAAUAGUUCCUUUUCUUUUCUGUAGAUGUACAAAGCGAUCGCAGGGCUUGUGGUUCACUGUGCUAGUUUGUCAAAGGUGUUGUUUACAGAAGGCAAAGAGAAACCCGCGAAUCCCAGACCGUUGCCAAAUAAAGGGAAUCUAUAGCACAAAUACUGUCAGGUGCUCCGCACCAGCAACCCGGAGAGGCGUUUCCAAAUGUCACAAGGUUAAAACCAGAACAGAACGAACAUCUUUGCUAAUUUUUAGUCCUGUUGAACAUUCAUGGAAUUGUUAAUAUGACUUAUAUAGACCCACACAGGUUUUAUUUUUGUGUCUUUAAAAUGAAAGUCCAAAAUAUUUAAAUUUUAUGGUCAAAUAUGCAGUCGACAGCUGCUACUUUUUUCUUUAUAUAUUAAAUUUCUCAUAUGUCUUUUAUUGUUCUAAUAAACCUAAGCUUGUGUGACCUCCAGUGCAUAUUAGACCAUUCACUGUAUGAAAGAAAACAUGUUGGAUAAAAUUUGUGCGUUUUUAA